AGACAGGAAAAGAGGAAGAAAUACAAAGAAAACAAAUAAAUAAGAGAAAAAUAGAAGAAAAUCAAAGCCUAACCCCAUGUGAUCAUCCUCCCCCCUCCUUCCACCCCCACUCAUAAUCCCACAUACGCAUAAUCCACCCACCCCCUUACCUCAUAUGUGACCCCCUGCCCACCCCCACCCCCCUACAUAGGCAAACCUCAUAAUUCAACAUGAGGCCUCAUAUGUUGUUCUACCUCUGGAUGAUGGUGGCAACGGUGCUGACAGCCCGGUCCGCCGUAUCGCUCGAAACAGACCAAUGCGACGCCGCCCUCGGAAUGGAAUCUGGCGCCAUCCCCGACGAACACAUCUCGGCGUCCUCCUACUUCGACGCCGCCGUCAACGCCAUCUAUGGGAGAGCGCGCGUGGAGGCUGGCGGCGGCGCGUGGUGCCCCCGAGACAUGAUCCACAACGAGGGCAAGGAGUUCCUGGAGGUGAACCUGGGCGGCCUGCACGUGGUGGCCAAGGUGGAGGUGCAGGGGCGCUUCGGCAACGGCCAGGGGCGCGAGUUCGCGCGCCAGUACAAGCUGCAGUUCUGGCGGCCCGGACUCGCCCACUGGGUCACCUACGCGGACGGGCGCGGCAACGAGCUCCUGGAAGGGAAUUCAAACACCUACCUCGCCCAGAGUUCUCAGCUGAGCCCUCCCAUCAUAGCCUCGAGGGUGAGGUUCGUCCCCUUCAGCCACUACUCCCUCACGGUCUGCAUGAGGGUCGAGGUCUACGGAUGCCGGUACACAGACGGGCUGCUGUCGUACUCGAUGCCCGACGGCGACCCGCGCGGCGGCGACGGCGCGCUGCGCGACCUGACCUACGACGGCGCGCGCAAGGACGGCUGGCUCUCGGGCGGCCUCGGCCAGCUCACCGACGGCGAGACCGGACACACCAACUUCCGCGUCGACGCCCUCGGCAGGGGCAGAGGUAAGCAGCGGUUCCAUUUCCUUCUUUGA
This is a messenger RNA of Penaeus vannamei (Pacific white shrimp), 983 nucleotides long. NCBI's taxonomy places the organism in Eukaryota, Metazoa, Arthropoda, Malacostraca, Decapoda, Penaeidae. The record is from RefSeq and is a predicted model, not a curated record.